Messenger RNA from Balearica regulorum gibbericeps (East African grey crowned-crane), 1213 nucleotides. Lineage: Eukaryota; Metazoa; Chordata; Aves; Gruiformes; Gruidae. The record is from RefSeq and is a predicted model, not a curated record.
UUGGCUGUCUAAUAAUGAAGCUGCUGCAGGCUUCAGCAACGACAUUUUUCUCCGCCUUCAGGAAAAGGUGGAGAGAGGGGAACAGGCCUACUGCUACUGUGCCCUGAUGGUACAAGACAUGUCCCUGCAGAAGAAGCAGGAGUGGGACUCACAGACCCAGCGCCUGACAGGCUUUGUUGACUUGGGAACAGGCGUCCUUGAUGCUGAUGAAGCUCCACUGGCCUCAGAAGCGAUAAUCCUCAUGGCAGUUGGCAUCGCAAGUCCCUGGACAGCUCCACUUGGCUACUUCUUUGUGAACAGCACGACCGGCCAGUUACUUGCUCAGCUGCUUCGUCAGACCAUCAAUAAGCUGAACAACAUUGGCAUCAGAGUGCUGUCUGUGACAUCAGGCACGACUGCUCGUGGUGCUGAGACUGCCAGAGCUCUGGGGAUCAGGAUAGAUCCUGAAAGGAUUCAGUGCACUUUCCAACAUCCGCCUGGCUCUGCUCACAGCAUCACAUACUUGUUUGACAUUUGCCAUGCACUCCAGCUGAUAAGGAAUGCUCUGCAGUGCUUCCAGAACAUAGGGUGUCUCAGUGACACCGUGCGGUGGCAGCAUGUGGUGGAGCUGGCGGCUUUGCAGGAGCAGAGAGUAUUAGAGCUAUGCAGUCCCAAGUCAGGCAGACCUGGGAAUGAGGAGAGUUACCACUUAAAGGUCAACCUUGCCACUCUGUUGUUCAGUGAGGGUGUUGCUGAUGCACUGGAACACCUCCAGAAGCUGGGCCUGGCCUCAUUCCAGAACUGCAGUGGUACUGUCAAGUUUGUGCGUUUGAUGAGCCAUCUAUGCGACAUAUUUCAUGGCAGAGGUCCCUAUAGAAGGGGACUGAAGGGGCCUUUGGCAGCUGGAAAUUACAUCAAAAUAAGCCACCUCUUUAAUGAGGCCAAGAACUUCUUUGUCACCUUAACAGACUCUAUGGGGAGAUGCAUUAUUAAAAGCAAACGCAGACUAGGAUUUCUGAGUUUCUUGCUCAAUGCUGAAAGCCUCAAGUGGCUUUACACCAACUAUGUGUGUCCAGAAGACACUCCUUCGCACCACCUCCUGACUUACACCUUUAGCCUUGACCCGCUGGAGCUGUUUCUCAGGGCCCUCCAGCAAGCCUGUGGCAGCAGCGGGAGCCCCACCUGCACUAUGUUCCAGGCUGCAUAUCACAAACUGCUGGCCAGCUGCAGCCUG